UGCCUAUGUGUGUGAGGUGAACUUCAGUCAUCACUAAACAAAAGCUGAUCUUUAUUCUCUCUCAGGAUUUAUUACAGCUGCAGACUUUAGACCACGUUAGCAUCAUGCGGAGCAGUGCUUCCGGCGCCUAACACCGAGCGAUCUGCGCAGGCGUGAGAGGACGGUUCAAUAAAAGUCUGUCAAAUUAAAGACAAAGCUAUGACUUCGCUGUCAGGGGUGUCUCAUCGGUAAACAGGAAGCAGAGACUGAGCAAGACGAGACAGGUCAACGCUAAACCAUGUCGGGACCGGGCACUGCCGGGGGGCAACCCCAAACUGGGACCAGGAGGUUCAUCAGUGGAGUCGUGGAAGGUUUUUAUGGGCGACCAUGGACUAUGGAGCAGAGAACAGAGCUGUUCAAAAGAGAGCAGAAGUGGGGGCUGAACACGUACCUGUACGCCCCCAAGGACGACUACAAACACAGGAUGUACUGGAGGGACCUGUACUCUGCUGAGGAAGCAGAACAACUCAUUGCAUUGAUAUCAGCUGCUAAGCAGCACGAUGUCGAGUUCAUUUACGCAAUCUCUCCAGGCCUGGACAUUACUUUCUCCAACCCCAAAGAGGUUGCUGCCCUGAAGAGGAAACUGGAUCAGGUGAGGCAGUUUGGCUGCAGGUCUUUCUCUCUACUGUUUGAUGACAUUGAGACUGAGAUGUGUCCAGCUGAUAAGCAGACCUUCAGCUCCUUCGCCCACGCUCAGGUGGCCAUCACAAAUGAGGUGUACCAGCACCUGGGAGACCCCGAGUACUUCCUCUUCUGUCCUACAGAUUAUUGUGCUGCAUUCUGUACUCCCACUGUGUCCCAGUCCUCUUACCUGCACACUGUGGGAGAGCAGCUGCUGCCUGGGAUAGACAUACUGUGGACUGGUCCCAAAGUGGUAUCCCACAAAAUCUCAGUUGAGUCCAUAGAAGAGGUGUCCUCCGUCCUGAAGAGGGCACCAGUCAUAUGGGACAAUAUCCAUGCAAACGACUAUGACCCCCAAAGGCUUUUCCUUGGACCCUUUAAGGACCGUCCCACUGAGCUGAUUCCCAAACUGAGAGGAGUGCUCACCAAUCCCAACUGUGAGUUCUACCCAAACUUUGUGGCCAUCCACACCUUGGCUACAUGGUGCAAAGCUACAGCUGAUGGGGGACAGAGGGAUGUGGAAAUGGCUGGCGAUGAGGAGCAGGAUCCCUGCUACAGCCCCCAGAAAGCCCUCAUCCUGGCCCUCACCGACUGGCUGCAGGAGUUUCUGAGCACCGAUCAACCUGGAGGCCUUUGUCGUCCUUCAGCUCGUCUCAAGAAGGAGUCGUCAGAUGAGGAGCCCAUGCAGACAGACAUGGGAGAGAACUCCUAUGUUCCUGGACCUGGGGAGAAUCCGCUGUACACAGCCGAGCCUCUGACCCUGGAUGACCUGAAGCUGCUGUCGGACCUCUUCUACCUGCCGUACGAACACGGGGCAACAGCCAGGACCAUGCUGCAGGAGCUGGACUGGCUCAAGAACCACAGCUGGGCCGCCACUGCAGAGACAGACACGUUUUUUCAGACUGCAGAGUGGCGCUCGAGAGCAGCGCAGUUUGAUGACAUGUGCGAAGCGGUGGUGCAGAUGUUCAAUCGUCUGUCAAACGCCCCAAACCGCAGCAUUCUGUACGACCUCUACAACUACAUCUGUGACAUCAAGAGUGGGGUCGGCCUGGCUCGAGCCUACGUGAAAACACUCGGAGGGCAGGGACGACCCUCAGCCCAGCCGAUGAACGAUGAUCCUGAACCCUGGGGCUUCAGAGGAGGCCUCUCUGGAGAGUUCCAGAGAAUGCUGCCUUGUCACGGAAACAGAGACCUGUUCAGACAUCCUCCCAUGACGGCGGUUUACUGCAUACGGUCGUACUGCGCCGAGGACAAGAUUGUGGUGCAAAAGAUUUUCAGGGAGAUGCAGAGUGCAGGAGAGGGCAAAGUGCCCUUGAUGAUGCAGCCUCCACUUAUUUGUGACAGCCUGUCAGCAGGUGAGAUCUCCCCUUCCCCUCAGUGUGCGCUUGUCCUGGAGGAUGAGAUUGGGGUGUGUGGUUAUGCACUGGGACUCACAGACGCCAAACCAGCUGCAGCCAAGAUUCAGAGGGCAGUAAGUGAUUCCGUGUUCAAGGACUUCCCCGCCUUGGUUACUGUGCAAGUGUUGCCCCGGGUCACCGAUCCCUCUCCAGCCAAGCGUAUGAUUGGUCGGCUUUUGUCCUCCAUCAGGAGCAGCGGUUCAACAGGAGUUUUCUGUGAGUUGAGGCAGAACGAUCGGAGGAUGCUCGACUUUUACACUAAACUGGGCUCCUUCAAACCCAUACAAAUGGCCGGCCUACCCCAUGACAUCGUUGCCAUGGGGACGAGCCUGUGAGCAGGAUCAAUCACAAGGAUUUUUCUCAGGUGUGAAUGUUGAAACUGUGAGAAAUAAGUAACUUUGCAGCAUGAUAAACUUAACUCCAUCAUCAUUUUUGAUCAGUUAAAAUCAUUAUCACCAAUGUUUGUUUGCCAGUGUCCUCUUACAAAGUUGUAAAAUUAGUCAAAGAAACGUUUCGUGACAUUUGUGCAACAAAGUGUAAUGCUAAAUACUACUGAUUUUGUAGACAUUCAAAUUUUUAAAUGUAAAGUGAUUAUUUUUGAGAUACAUUUGUUGCUUUAACCCAGCAUAAUAAAAAUGUUCACCACAUAUUUGAACAAGUUUCAGAUUUGUUGCAUCUCUCAGACACUUCACGGCUGGUGGUGGACACAUUUUAAAAUAUGAUGUAUACACAACAAACCGUUCAAAUAAGAUAUUUUGAUUAUUUUUGAGAGGAUACACAAUUAAAAUAUGAAUGUUACAAAUAAAACAGCUGGUGUUUCAAUUAUUCUCUGGCCUUAGAAGCUAAUAAUAUUCAGUUUAUUAAUGUCUGAGAACCAUUUGUGGACUGUUCAGAAAAAAACGUAUCACAUGUAGUUUAUGAAUCAGAAGUAGAAAUGCAUCAAAUAACUCCACCUGUAACAUCAACAGAAUUGUAGUAACAGACUUCAGUGUGUCUAAACAGGAAGAAAAAACACAAAGCAAUGAGUUAAUUUAAUAUUUCAAGUAAUUUAAGAACAUUCGUUUCUUUUCUUUAAAAUAUGUUAUCCGGUUUGUUCCCCUGAGUGUCUGACCAGCAGAGUUUGGCAGCAGGAGAAAAGAUCCACAUUACCUGGGGCGAGAUGCAUAAACCAUGUACACAAAAAACCAUGCGUUUAGCUUUUCCUACACACUAACUGGUAUUUUUAAAGAAGGAAUAUGCGAUGACAGUAAGAGCGCCGCACAGUCUUCAGACCAGGCGGACAAACGGUUUUAGCUGAGAUGGUAGCACGUGAAAUGAUAAAGAUGAGAUUAAACAUUAGAGACAGAUUGUGUUUUUUUUAGGUCGUUAAUCAAAACCACUGAUUAUUACUUAUGCGGUCAUAACACCUCUCGAUAAAAUGUCAAUCAAAGGCACAUUUAUAAAUAUAAUUUGAUGUUAUUUGAGUGAUGAAUUUCAUCAUUAUUUUAUUUACAAUAAUAUCCCUGUUAAUGAUUGUUUAAUUUUAGCCCGUGAAGCACUUUGUAAAGUCAGUUUCAGCAUGAGCGCCGCUGUGAAGGAAGCACUGAUUGUCCACCUGAUGUCUGAUGAUGAGAAUGAUUUUACCAAUUGGCAAUAAAGAUGAUACAAAUAUCAACAGACAUGUGCUGUGACAGCUAAUUGGUUUGAGAGCCCCGCCAAUGCAAAACAGUUUGUGAAAUUGCACUUUCUUUAUCGUAUUUUUAAUGAACUGGUCUUAUAAAUGGUGAAAGAGCACAAGUAUCAAUACACAAAUGUGCAUUUCUACAUCCAAAUUAUGGUUGUGGGAAUGAGGCUUGUGCUUGUGCGACUAGCGCCACAAUGAUUGAGAUUUAUGAAACAGACUAAAGCUAAGGCUUUAAAAAUCUGAUGAAAAGAAUGCAUAUGCAUAUUUCUGCCUUUGUGUAUACACACAGUUUUAGUUGUAAAUCUACAGAGUUUAAUGCAUCUGGCCCCUGGUGUUUGAUAAAAUAACUGCCACUUAUAUAUAAAUAUUUUUUUAACCCCGGCGUCUCUGGAAUAUCAGUAGUGUCUAAUUAUAAAAGCAUUAAAAUUCUUAUUGGGUGGUGACCUGCUAGUGACCAUUUCUUCGUGACA
Molecule: messenger RNA, 4190 nt
Organism: Plectropomus leopardus (leopard coralgrouper)
Lineage: Eukaryota; Metazoa; Chordata; Actinopteri; Perciformes; Serranidae
Gene: ogal
Product: O-GlcNAcase like
Biological process (GO): glycoprotein metabolic process
Molecular function (GO): beta-N-acetylglucosaminidase activity
Source: RefSeq, a predicted model, not a curated record